Messenger RNA from Lolium rigidum, 1476 nucleotides. RefSeq names its product leucine-rich repeat extensin-like protein 3. The transcript is spliced from 2 exons. Bases 1 to 1476 code for a protein of 491 amino acids. The record is from RefSeq and is a predicted model, not a curated record. Lineage: Eukaryota; Viridiplantae; Streptophyta; Magnoliopsida; Poales; Poaceae.
AUGGGCAGGGCGGGGUGGCGAGCGGAGACGAGGAAGAUACACGGAGGGCCCCUGACGCUCGAGAAGUACCGCCGCUUCUUCGUCGAUCCAUGGGGCGACGCUAUCACCAACGACCAACUCAGCCAGAUCCUCACCAUGCAUGGCUUCCUCAAGCUCCCGGCAAACAAGGUUUUCUCCCAUCCCAUCCAUCCUUCCUCCUUCACUUUCUUCCGCCCGCCGUUGGCAACUUGGCAUGACUUGUUUUUUGCGAGGGAGCAGAGGAAAAUCAUGAAGCAGCUGGCGGCGCAGAUAGACCUGCAGCCGCCGCGCCGCUCCACUUUGCACAACGCGGCGGCCGCGGCCCGGCCCUCCGCCGUGAGGAUCAACGCCAGGCAGGUCGCGGCCGACGUCGACGCUAUCGGCUGGACGGAGAACCCCAUCGGCGCCGUGGCCGCCUUCGCCGGCUACGGGGAGGGCCCACCGGAGCGGCUGGGGCGCAUGCCCCCGCCCGCCCACCACGUGCUCUCGCUGGCGCUCGCUCUGCGCCGCGCGCGGUCCAGGCGGACGCGCCGCUCUGCAUACCCGCGCCGUGCUGCGUCCAAGGACGUCAAGGUGAAGGAGGAGGACGUGGAAGAGCCGCCGCCGUCGCCUCCGCCGCUCUGGACGCGCUCCCCGACUCCGUCGCCUCCGCCGCUCUGGACGCGCUCCCCGACUCCGUCGCCUCCGCCUCUAUGGAUGCGCUCCCCGACUCCGCCGCCUCCUCCCCCGUCGCCACCUUGUCCACAGUCUGUUGCGCCUCCUCCGCCUGCUUCGCCACCUCGGGCACAGACUGCGGUGCCACCUCCGCCUUCGUCGCCACCGCGGCAACAGACUGCGGUGCCUCCUCCGCCUUCGUCGCCGUCCUGCCGCCAGCCUAAUUUGGAGACAAUCUUCUCCCCACCACCACCAGGCUUCGGUCCCCCAGGCUUCGGCUCGCUCCCGCGGCCGUGCUGCGCCCGGCCUACAUUGGCGCCGCUCCCGACCCCGCCAACAGACUUCGUCCCGCCGCCGCCACCGGGCUCGAGCCAGCCUGCAUUGGCGCCACUCCCCACCCCGCCACCAGGGUUCGGUUCGUCCCAGGUGACGCCGCCGCCUCCGCAGCUAUUCUGGGGCUUGCCGUUGCCGAUGGCGCCACCGCCGGCAGGCCCGGGAGCGCCGCCUGCGUUCGCGCAUCAUCUUCAGCCUGCAGGACAGCGACCGUCGGUCCCGUCGUGUUAUCCGGCAGCGUGCUGGGGCGCGCCCUCCGUGCUGCCGCCACAGCAGGCGCCCUGGCGUUGGACGCAUCCACCGCCGCGCUGGACAGCACCUCAUAUGCCGCAGCAGCAGCGGCCGCCGCCACCGUGGGGCUUCAUGGAGCAGUCGGCGCCUCCUCCUCCUAUGCCGCUGCAACAUCAGCCGCAUUUCGAGGGGCAGCAAUGGCCGCAGCCCACAGCCACCGGGGGUGUCCUGGGGGACUGA